This is a messenger RNA of Helianthus annuus (common sunflower), 6054 nucleotides long. RefSeq names its product DDB1- and CUL4-associated factor homolog 1. Gene Ontology annotation, biological process: protein ubiquitination. The record is from RefSeq and is a predicted model, not a curated record. The transcript has 14 exons. Lineage: Eukaryota; Viridiplantae; Streptophyta; Magnoliopsida; Asterales; Asteraceae. Gene Ontology annotation, cellular component: Cul4-RING E3 ubiquitin ligase complex; nucleus. Bases 123 to 5807 code for a protein of 1894 amino acids. Gene Ontology annotation, molecular function: protein binding.
CAUCAUAUAAACCAACACCACCAACAAACUCCUCUUCUUAAAACAAACACAUUCCAAUCAAUACAUUCACACAAUCUCCUCUUUCUAUUCAAUCUCCCCCAAUUUUAUACCCUAAAUCUGUUAUGGAACCCGUUACCAGCGAUUUCCAACCGGAAGGAGCUGCUGCGGCGCCACCGCUGCCACCGCCGGAGCCCACUCCUCCGGCCGAAGACGACGAGGAAGACGACGAGUAUGAGGAUGAUGAGGAAGAAGACGAUGAGGAUGAUGACGAGGAGACUAAUAACGAAGAUGAAAUUCUGAUUGCGAAAGCUCAGGGACUGAUAGACAAGAUCACCGCCGCUCCUGAUAACCCUAAGCCGCAGUCUCUUCAUGCCCUAGCCUCUAUUCUUGAAACUCAAGAAGCCAGGUACAUGGAAGAGACUGGUCAUACCUCUUUAAACAACGGUCGAGCUUCACAUAAUAUAGGACGCCUGGGAAACUUACUUCGGGAUAAUGAUGAGUUUUUCGAAUUGAUAUCUGUGAAGUUUCUCUCUGAAACUCAAUACUCAGUAUCCGUUAAAGCAGCUGCUUUAAGACUUCUCUUUAGUUGUUCACUGACUUGGAUGUAUCCACAUGUUUUUGAAGAAACUGUUUUGGAUAACUUAAAGGGUUGGGUGAUGGAUGGGACAUUAAGGUCUGUUACUGAAGAUCUUAAAGGGAAAAACGGGUCUGGUGUAAGACAAGCAUCGGAUUCCGAAAUGCUAAAGACCUAUUCAACUGGCCUUCUAGCAGUAUGUUUGGCUGGUGGAGGUCAAGUAGUUGAAGAUGUUCUUACAUCUGGAUUAUCCGCCAAGCUUAUGCGGUAUCUUCGAGUUCGUGUUUUAGGAGAACCUAAUACAAGCCAAAAAGAUACUAAUUAUCUACCGGACAACAAAAGUUCAUCAGCCGCUACUUCCAUUAGGUCUAGAGAAGAUAGUAGGGGUAGGUUUAGGCAUGCUCUAGAGACAUCUAUGGUGGAACCUCCUAGACUAACCGAAGAAGGUUCGUCAGAUGAUCAAGUUAUUGAAAGAGAUCGGGUCAGAAGGUGGGCUGACCCACCUGAUGGACUGGAUGAGGAUAACGAAACCCACGAGGGAGAUAUACGUGAUGGUAAAACGAAGGUGAAUGACAGAAGUAGAUCUUUCCGGGAAGAUGAACACAGGUCAAACCGUGGGUCAAUAAGAUCUAGAGGGAAAGGAAGGGUUAAUGAAGGUGUUGUCGAGAACGAACAUGUUUUAAACUCCCCGGGAUCUGGAAGUAGAGUUGGAGGACAAGGAAGGAGCAUUAAGGAUAGGAGUUUGUUAAAAAGUUCAGAAUCAAAACGUAUGCCAGACAGUAAGAAGUCUACUGGAAGAAGUGGUGCUGAUGAUAUGAUUCUUGAAAGAGAUGAUAGCGAUGAUUGUUUUCAAGAUUGUAAAGUUGGAUCAAAGGAUAUUUCGGAUUUGGUGAAGAUGGCUGUAAGAGCCGCUGAAACUGAAGCCAGAUCAGCAAAUGCUUCUGUGGAGGCCAUUAAAGCUGCUGGUGAUGCUGCUGCUGAACUUGUUAAAACCGCAGCAUUGGAGGAAUUUAAAAAGACAAAUGAUGAAGAAGCUGCAGUUCUGUCUGCAUCAAAAGCUGCAUCUACCGUUGUUGAUGCAGCUAAUGCUAUUGAAGUGUCUAGGGCCAGUGCUGAUGUCAGCGAGCCAGCUAAUUCGAAAGAGCCAGAACCCGAGGCCAAUGAGGAAGUUGAGGAGUUCUUCAUCCCCGAUAGUGAGUUCCUGGCAAAGCUAAGGGAAAAGUUCUGUAUUCAAUGUCUGGAGAUUUUAGGAGAGUAUAUUGAGGUUCUUGGUCCCGUGUUACACGAAAAAGGUGUUGAUGUUUGUCUUGCAUUGCUGCAAAGAAAUUCUGAUCUUAAAGAAGCAUCACAGAUUGCAGUGCAUCUACCCGAUGUAUUAAAACUAAUCUGUGCAUUGGCUGCCCAUCGUAAAUUCGCUGCGUUAUUUGUAGAUCGCGGUGGGAUACAAAAACUUCUUGCACUUCCAAGAAAGUCAGUCACCUUCUUUGGGCUUUCUUCUUGUCUAUUUGCAAUUGGGUCACUCCAGGGAAUAAUGGAACGAGUAUGUGCCUUACCUUCAGACGUGAUUCAUCAGUUGAUUUCAUUAGCUCUUCAGCUUUUAGAAUGCUCUCAGGACCAAGCUAGAAAAAACGCAGCUUUGUUUUUCGCUGCUGCUUUUGUGUUUAGAGCAGUAUUAGACGCUUUUGAUAAUCAAGAUGGUCUUCAGAAACUUCUAAAUCUGUUAGGUGAAGCAGCAUCUGUUAGAUCCGGAGCUAGCUCAGGUACGGUGGGCCAAUCUACUUCAAAUUCACUUAGAAAUGAGCGGACCCCACCGGAGGUAUUGACAUCAUCAGAAAAGCAGAUUGCUUACCACACAACUGUCGCGUUGCGCCAGUAUUUUAGAGCACACCUUUUAUUGCUUGUGGAUUCAAUACGCCCUAGUAAGAACGUUCGAAGUGCAGCACGGGUUCCAAGUAGUCGGGCUGCUUAUAAGCCGCUUGAUAUUAGUAACGAGGCUAUAGAUGCUGUUUUUCGUCAAGUACAGAAAGAUCGUAAGCUGGGUCCUGCAUUUGUGAGAGCUCGUUGGCCCGCAGUUGAUAAGUUCUUGAGUUGCAAUGGGCAUAUUACCAUGUUGGAGUUAUGUCAGGCACCACCUGUUGAACGAUACUUGCAUGACCUGCUUCAAUAUGCAUUGGGUGUUCUGCACAUUGUGACUCUGGUUCCUUACAGUCGCAAACUGGUUGUAAGUGCUACUUUGAGCAAUGAUCGUCUAGGUAUAGCAGUUAUUCUUGAUGCGGCCAACGGUGCUGGUUUUGUUGACCCUGAGAUUAUUCAGCCAGCACUGAACGUUCUAGUAAAUCUUGUUUGCCCUCCGCCAUCAAUCAGUAACAAACCAACUAUGCCAGCACAAGGACAUACGUCUUCGUCUCAACCUCCAAACGCUCCUACAGAGGCAACUAUCAACAUUGCCAGCUUGAACGAGCCACGCGAACGGAACGGAGAUUCCAGUCAUGGUGCUUCAUUUACAACUUCUGGAUUAGUCGGUGACCGUAGGAUAUCCUUAGGUGCUGGCGCUGGUUGUGCGGGCCUUGCUGCUCAAAUGGAACAAAGUUUUCGCCAGGCAAGGGAGGCGGUCCGGGCCAAUAACGGUAUCAAAGUUCUACUUCAGCUCUUACAGCCACGGAUAAUAACACCGUCAACCGCCCUUGAUUGUCUUCGUGCUCUCGCAUGUAGAGUCUUGCUUGGUUUAGCUAGAGAUGAUACAAUUGCACACAUUUUAACAAAACUUCAGGUUGGGAAGAAGUUAUCAGAACUUAUUAGGGAUUCUGGUAGUCAGACGCCAGGUGGCGAACAGGGUAGGUGGCAAACGGAACUAUCUCAGGUUGCAAUUGAGCUGAUGGCGAUUGUAACAAAUUCAGGACGAGCAAGCACAUUAGCUGCUACUGAUGCUGCUACACCUACUCUUCGGCGCAUUGAGAGAGCUGCAAUCGCUGCUGCUACUCCUAUUACUUAUCAUUCCAAGGAACUUUUACUGCUAAUUCAUGAGCACUUACAGGCAUCUGGGCUAUCAACAGCUGCAUCUGCACUUCUUAAAGAGGCCCAGUUAACACCACUGCAAUCAUUAGCCACACCGUCAUCUUUGACAUAUCAAGCCUCCGGUCAGGAGAAUUCGUCUGUACAAAUUCAAUGGCCAUCUGGACGGGCCCAAUCUGGAUUUCUCACUGCAGAAAAACCAAAACAACAAGAAGAAAUUAACCUAAAACAAGAUUCAGCUUUGUCUGCAAAGAGACGACCAUUGGUUAUAUCAUCUACAUCUGGAGUCCAGUCAAAAAUGACGUCUUACUUUAAUGAGCAUCCUUCUCCAUCAAGCAACAAAGUUAAUAAUUCUUCUAAGAAACCGCCUGUUGGUCCAGUCGCAUCAGAAGAAAAUCAAGUGGAACCAGAUAGUGUUAUGAAAACUCCAAUAAUAUUGCCAUUAAAGCGUAAGUUGACUGAAUUAAGAGAAGUUGGACCAUCACAAUCAAACAAACGUCUCAACACCGGCGACCUAGGGUUUCGUUCUCCUGUGUGUAUAACGCCAAACACCAGCCGUAAAAAUAGUUUACUAGGUGAUACUCCUAUGUUCUCCGCAUCAGCUUCUUUUAAGGAUCAUUUAAGAACACCUGCAAGUGUCGGCAUAUCUGAUGGUUUAGAUGAUAACCAGAACGCACAAAACGCUAAUACUGAACGGUUGACUUUGGAUUCCAUUGUGGUUCAGUAUCUUAAACACCAACACCGCCAAUGUCCCGCUCCUAUUACCACAUUACCGCCUCUUUCCCUUUUGCACCCACACGUAUGUCCGGAAUCAAAGCGAAGCCUUGAUGCACCAUCAAACAUCACCGCCAGGCUCAACACGCGUGAAUUUAGGAACGUGUAUGGUGGCAUUCAUGGUCGUCGAAGGGACCGCCAGUUUGUGUAUAGUAGAUUCAGACCAUGGCGGACAUGUCGGGACGACACUGGUAUUCUGUUGACUUGUUUGACUUUUCUUGGCGAUUCUUCCCAGAUUGCCGCCGGUAGCCACUCUGGGGAGCUCAAGGUUUUCGAUUCAAAUACUAAUAACAUGUUAGAAAGCAGCGCGGGUCACCAGUUUCCUUUGACCAUGGUCAAAUCCUUCUUUUCUUCAGAUACUCAAUUACUUCUCUCUUCAAGUUCACAUGAUGUUAGAUUGUGGGACGCACCUACGGUUUCAGCCGGACCUAAAUAUUCAUUUGACGAUAUUAAGGCGGCAACGUUUAGUCAUUGCGGGACCAUGUUUGCAGCAUUAUCUUCUGAGUUAUCAAGACGGGAGAUCUUGUUAUAUGAUGUUCAAACAUGUAAAUCUGAUUUGAAACUCACUGAUCAAUCUUCUAGUGCUUCCAGUAAAGGGCAUGCUUAUUCUCAGGUUCACUUCAGCCCUUCGGAUAUUAUGCUUCUAUGGAAUGGUGUUUUGUGGGACCGCCGGGUUCCGGGGCCCGUUCAUCGGUUUGAUCAGUUUACCGAUUAUGGAGGUGGCGGUUUUCAUCCAGCGGGUAACGAGGUGAUUAUAAAUUCAGAAGUAUGGGAUCUUCGAAACUUUAGGCUUCUUCGAAGUGUACCGUCUUUGGAUCAAACUGUAAUAACUUUCAAUGCUAGUGGUGAUGUGAUAUACGCGAUUCUAAGACGAAAUCUAGAAGAAGUGACAUCAGCAUUCCAGACUCGACGUGUUAAGCACCCUCUAUUCUCUGCUUUCCGGACACUAGAUGCAGUCAACUACUCAGAUAUCGCCACCAUUCCCGUUGACCGCUGCGUUCUCGAUUUUGCAACCGAUUCUACAGACUCCUUUGUUGGGCUGGUAACGAUGGACGAUCAAGACGAAAUGUAUUCAUCAGCUCGAGUGUAUGAAAUCGGGCGGCGAAAACCUACAGAUGAUGAUUCUGAUCCCGAUGAUGCUGAAAGCGAGGAGGAAGACGAGGAUGAUGAGGACAUUGACGACGAAGCGUUGUUGGGAAACGAUGAAGACGGUGAUGAUAUGAGUAACGAUGAAGACAGUUUAAGCGAUCUUGACGAUGAUGAUGAUGAUGACGGGGAUGAAGAUGGUGAUUUUGUGAUGGAUGGUGUCGACUUUGGCGGCGGGGGUGGGGGGAUAUUUGAGAUUGUGAGUGAAGGGGAGGAUGACGAUGAUGGUGAGGAUGACGAUGAUGAGUUAAUCGAGUCUUUGAGUAGCGGUGAUGAUGAAGAAUUCUUUGGUGGAUUCUAAGUUACAGUCUUCUGUAUCAUAUCUAUGAUUAUUUUGGUAAGCGACAGAAGAAGAAGAAGACUAAACAAAGACAUUCGUAUCUCCAAGUUUUGACACAAUAUCUACAAAAUGAUGUUUUUUAUUUUUAUUUUCGAUGAAAAAGAAACGAUACUGGUUGGUUGAGUUGUUCAUGGUUUACAUCAUUGCUGUUUCAAUCAAAGAUGUUAUUAUAUUAGCAUUUGAUAAAGUAGGUAAGUUCAACAGCAAA